Aspergillus nomiae NRRL 13137 is the source of this 1156-nucleotide messenger RNA. Its product is annotated as putative mitochondrial translation release factor (RF-1). The record is from RefSeq and is a predicted model, not a curated record. Gene Ontology annotation, biological process: translational termination. The transcript has 2 exons. NCBI's taxonomy places the organism in Eukaryota, Fungi, Ascomycota, Eurotiomycetes, Eurotiales, Aspergillaceae. Gene Ontology annotation, molecular function: translation release factor activity. The annotation marks the transcript as partial.
UGCUCUCCCGCGCUCGCUCUUUGGCAGCAGAGCAUUCUAAACUCUCUGCUCACUUAGCGGAUUCCUUUGACAAAAAAUAGCAAAGCGGGUCGGCGAGCUAGCACCGAUUGCAAAUGUCUUGGAAGAAUGGGACAGGACCAAUGAGUCUAUAUCAGAACUCAAUGCUCUGCUUGAUGACCCGGAUACUGACCUUGAGCUCAAAUCUCUGGCUAUUGAGGACCUAGAAACAGUCAAGGCUGCUUUGCCAACCAUAUCGGAAAACAUGAAACAGACCCUUGUACCCCGUCACCCUUUCGCAGCGCUUCCUUGCCUUCUUGAGAUACGGCCUGGCGCAGGUGGGGAUGAGGCGGGGCUGUUCGCCUUCGAACUCCUGAGGAUGUAUACUGCAUUUUGCUCUCGUCGUGGGUUUCGGUCCAAUGUCAUUAAGCUCGAAGUGGGAGAUGGCCCGGCGGAGGAUCGGCUGAGUGAAGCAGUAAUGGAAGUUGAGGCGGAUGGGGCUUAUGAGAUGCUCAGAACCGAGUCAGGGGUACACCGUGUGCAGAGAGUUCCAGCAACAGAGACUAAGGGACGUACGCACACCAGUGCUGUGAGCGUGAUGGUUCUUCCUAGCUUCCCAGAGACAGGAGGUGGCAUGGAUAACGCGCUCAACUUUGAUGACCCAAGUAGUGACUACUACGUUGAUCCCCAGGAGGUUCGUAGCGAGAAGAUGCGAGCUGGUGGUGCAGGGGGACAGCACGUGAACAAGACAGAGUCAGCUAUUCGCCUGACUCACAUGCCCACAGGUAUCGUUGUCUCCAUGCAGGAUUCUCGAUCUCAACACGCAAACCGCAAAAAAGCCUGGCAGAUCUUACGCGCCAGAUUAGCCGAGGCGAGGCAAGAAGCUCGUGAACAGGAAGUCGUUGAACUCAGAAGAGGGGUGUUGGGCGGUGUUGCUCGUAUGGGUCGCGGGGACAAAAUUCGCACGUACAAUUAUGGCCAGAAUCGUUGCACAGACCAUCGGAGUGGUAUCACCAUACAUAGUUUGAAUAAUGUUUUGGAUGGUGGUGAAGGCCUCGAAACUGUUAUGGAGAGUGUACGAUCUUGGCUGGUGGACCAAGAAGUGGCAGCCCUGGUUGCUGACGAGCUAGCAAAAGACAAGGAAGCCUCACGCCCCUAA